AUGCCUCCCAAGGAUACCAAGAAAUGUACUGCCACCAAGGGCAAAGGCAACAAGCAAGCCAAUGCUGCUGCGAAGUCUGCCUUGAAGGGAUCUCACUCUCACAAAGUCCGCAAGGUCCGUCUUUCGACAACUUUCCACCGACCCAAGACCCUCCAACUCUCCCGUUCGCCCAAAUACCCAAGAAAGUCCGUUCCUCAUCAACCUCGCCUCGAUGAGCACAAGGUCAUCAUCCACCCUCUCAACACUGAGAGCGCCAUGAAGAAGAUUGAGGAGAAUAACACCCUAGUUUUCAUCGUCGAUAUCAAGGCAAAUAAAAGACAAAUCAAGGAAGCAUUGAAGAAGCUCUAUGAUAUCGAUACUGUCAAGAUCAACACCCUUGUCCGACCUGAUGGAUCAAAGAAGGCCUUUGCUCGCCUGACCGCCGACGUUGAUGCUCUCGAUAUUGCUGCGACGAAGCUCGCCAUUGUCUAAAUGUUUGCACAUGCGCUUGAGGCGGAGUGAUGAGAACUGGGGAUUGAGAAAUGGUUAUGGAUUUACCAGCACGAUUCGUGGCUACGAAUCUAGCGGUUGUCACUUGCAUUCACAAGGCGUAAAUGAGAUACAUACCAAUUCAGUGUGCACAAAGUGCUUUCAGACCCC
Hyaloscypha bicolor E is the source of this 639-nucleotide messenger RNA. RefSeq names its product 60S ribosomal protein L25. Gene Ontology annotation, biological process: ribosomal large subunit assembly; translation. Gene Ontology annotation, molecular function: structural constituent of ribosome. The coding region runs from base 1 to 471 and encodes 156 amino acids. NCBI's taxonomy places the organism in Eukaryota, Fungi, Ascomycota, Leotiomycetes, Helotiales, Hyaloscyphaceae. The transcript is spliced from 4 exons. Gene Ontology annotation, cellular component: ribosome; cytosolic large ribosomal subunit. The record is from RefSeq and is a predicted model, not a curated record.